AUGCCAAACCCACGGGUUUACUUCGACAUCAAGAUCGGAGGCAACAAUGCCGGCCGGAUAGUCUUUGAGCUGUACGCCGACGUAACUCCUCGAACCGCAGAGAACUUUCGGGCACUCUGCACCGGCGAGAUAGGCGUCGGCCGUAGCGGCAAGCCCCUGCACUACAAGGGAUCAAUCUUCCACCGUAUAAUCCCCGAAUUCAUGUGCCAGGGAGGCGACUUCACCGCCGGCAACGGCACCGGCGACUGGCUCGACGGGGCCCACGUGGUUUUCGGACACGUGGUGGAGGGCAUGAGCGUGGUGUAUGCUAUGGAGAAGGUGGGAAGUGAGUCCGGCACUCCUUCCAAGCGAGUUGAGAUCGCCGAUUGCGGCCAGCUUUCUUAG
This is a messenger RNA of Oldenlandia corymbosa var. corymbosa, 384 nucleotides long. NCBI's taxonomy places the organism in Eukaryota, Viridiplantae, Streptophyta, Magnoliopsida, Gentianales, Rubiaceae. The record is from the annotation of a GenBank genome assembly.